AUGCCCUUUCAGCUGCCGACACCUUAUACCGUCCGAGAGUACUACAAUCAACGCCAUCCUCAAAUACCUUUGUGGUUCUGGGAGUAUGUAGAGUUUCACAGGCAGCUCAUAUUGUUUGACGAAUCGAAGGGGGUCUGGAAGCUACGAGAUGGAAGUCGCUAUCUCAAGUUUUCAUGGUGUCAAGAUCCUUUGUCUAGAAAAGAAACCAAAGGAACUCUACACUCAAUCUUCCAGCGUUUGUUCCCCUUCCUUGCGAAGAAAUCUACUGUCAUCCCUUCUUCCGCAUGCAAGUCAGACCUGGACCUCCAGGCUUAUACGGAUGGAGUUUUGACAGCUCUGUAUGUGGCCGUGAUGAGCAAUAGAGUGUUGAUGAUUGAGGACAAUCCUCUUAUCGAUACCCCACUGUAUCCAUUUCUGGAAGCAAACUUGAUCCAAUGGAACAUAACAGAGUAUCAGCAAGACUCAGCUGCAGAUACUGUUGACGUGCUUUCAGUGACUGAUCUUUCCUUGAAUGAACAACAGCUAUGCCACAUCGCAAUGUCGGAUUCCUUGGCCGUGCAACUAGAAACACGGGUGUGGUUAGGUGACACGCAGCUUUGGUGGUCUCCAUGCCUGAAAGAACACCGGAAGCAAGUUGAUGACCAAGGUCAAUCGUUAGAUCGUCGACAUUUUUAUCGAUGGGGCUUCUGGGCUCUGUUUCGAAUAAGUGACGACGUGCUGGGGAAUGCAGAUCGAUGGAGGGAAGCAACCGGGCUGGCCCAAAGCGAGCAACAGCCGAGUGGCUUGGACGGACGCAUGGUGCAUCUGACCUUUCAGCCUUACUUCUAUGCGGCGAUUCCGGAAUCUGAAAGGAGCUCGGAAACACUGGUAGGAAGGGAGGAGACGGUUCGAGACUGUGCGGUCAAACUCUACCAGGUUUUGCUUCCCUUGGCCAUUGACAUCCAGGAGCAUGGCUACAAUGAUGACGACGCCAUUGAUGACGAGGUGAAGAAACCAAUCCUCCAGGAAGUGCUGCAUCGGUCCUUGUACUUGGUCGGAGGAGGCGUAGGACCACGCCUGUCAGCCAAGGCCGUUCCAUUGCAUCGUGAGAUGACGGACGAGGAAACUGGUCCAAGCACUCAAAAAGCAACCUUACCGGUACCGAGAGACAGUCAUGCUGUGGUGGAUCAGGGGCAGGAUACUGGCAAGGGCCCUCCCCACUGGUACCAAGCUUAUUGGAGGGAACUCGUCGUCUCCGCCGAAGCGGAAUGUCUCAUCCUGGCACCAGGUGAAUCGAAGCACGAACGAUACACAGAAUCAGCCGUCCUCUUUCAAGCAAAACGAUUGAGUAUAUCGCAUCCCGAAUCGACGAAAAGAUGUCAUGUGAGUGCCGAGGAGUGCGCGAAAGAGACCACCGAAUCCUUGAGGAGUAAUAUUGUUUUGGACACGGUUCCAUGGACCAACGGUGCCACAUCGACGGAGUAG
This is a messenger RNA of Seminavis robusta, 1464 nucleotides long. Lineage: Eukaryota; Bacillariophyta; Bacillariophyceae; Naviculales; Naviculaceae. The record is from the annotation of a GenBank genome assembly.